This is a messenger RNA of Scatophagus argus, 1982 nucleotides long. RefSeq lists its product as uncharacterized. Lineage: Eukaryota; Metazoa; Chordata; Actinopteri; Scatophagidae. The transcript is spliced from 2 exons. Bases 461 to 1516 code for a protein of 351 amino acids. The record is from RefSeq and is a predicted model, not a curated record.
ACAGCUUCGGUUCAUAAACCUCUAUUCUAUUUUACUAUUUUAUAUUCUACUGCAAUUUGCAUUUGGAGAUUAUCCGGGGAGACAGUGUAAAUUAAGACCAUUGCAUAAUAGAGAUGUAAUAAUUCAUCUGGGGGCAGACCGGCCAGCCCCCACCUCCUUUCUUCUACGUCACGGCUUCCGGUGCAGCCUCUACGCGUCGUUGUUGUGGCGACGGAGUUGCGGAUCGUCUCCAAAGGCAUUCAACGCUCCUACACUUCUGUUUGGGAAAAACAGUGUCGACCAGAGAGAAAAGUUUCCACGACAGGCAGCAGCAGCUUGUCUGAUAUGGGAAUAGUGAUACAAACUCAUCUGACAUGCAGCAGGGAUUCAGAUUGCUUCCCCUUUCGAGGUUUCUUACGUUAAAAACUGAAAGAACUCAACACUCUCUAGAUUACACUAUGACAUAUAUGAACUAAUUUUAAUGGCGACCUCAGAGGAAGUGGACCUCAAAGCUGUGAACGGAUCAGGCAAGUUUCCAGCACAGGAGGACGUGGCUGAGGAGCUUCCAGAUAGGAAGCAUGUUGAUGCCCUUCUAGAUUUAAGUGAGGAGGACUUCUUGAAAGAACUGGAGCCGUAUGAGUAUCGUUGUUACUCUGGUUGGGAAGAAGCUGUCCAUGGUUGGGCCAGAGUUGCACCACUGAGCUGCAUACUUUUGUCUCAGAAGAGCAGCAGGAAACUAAAGCAUAAGGAGGUGGACAACCCAGUACCCUUGUCGGUCCCUAAUGCAGACAGCUCGGCCAGCAUUGCAGAGCACUGCUGGGACUCUCACACAGCCCUGCAUAAUGGCUUUAAGAAACAAACAUUAAACCAGCAUGCGGGAUCCUGUAGUAACACUCCUCUAUCAGUUCUGCGGAAAGAUGCCUCAGAAUGGCCUCUCCUCAUUGCAAUGCGCAAAACCACACCAAAUCUCGUACUGGUAGAAAAGAUAGAGGAGGGAGGGGCGCUCAGACAGACUCCUUUGCAGAACAGAGCCAUUAAGCCUCAGAAACACAGCCACAGGCCCAGUAACACAGUGGUACCCAUUAAAAACUUCACAUUUUUACCUCCAAUUGAGUCACCACAAAUGAAUCCUCAAAGAAUCAGUGGCCAGCUCUGCAAUGGCAAGAAGGCUCCAGAAGGAGAGACCACAGAGGAAAACUGUGUCACGUUUAAUAAGAAAAGCGGGACGAGAGGGACGAAAAUGGACCCUGUUGUUAACCCAGAGCCUCCUAUGCACUCUGCAGGCCUGACCCGUGGACUCCGGACAUGUCAGCACAACCCCCUCCUGUUCUCUGCUGUAAGAGUCUCUAUCACCAAGAGGUGUCAAGUGCCUGUAUCUUCCAAAUGUGACACAGCGACCAGCACUGGCUUCUCAGUGGAUAAGAGCCUGACGCAGGCUCUCCAUCCUGUCACUGCAGCAGGUGCAGAAGCUCAUAUGCACCCCAGCAAGACUGUGUGUGCCGUCAAGCUGUAUGAGGGCUGUGAAAUAAAUGUCUAACAUGAUUGAUGAUGACGUACGCAAUACUUUUAAACCAUGUCUGAAUCACGUAAAAACUUAUUUCCUGUCAUGCAAUGUUUCCGUCACAGUGGUUAGUUGGAAGACUGAGUUUAAUAUAAGAGACGUGUUCAUGAAAGUAGCUCAUUGGUUCAGUCAGUUGAGUCUGGCAUGACGUUUCAGACCAUGCUAACCACAACAAUAACAGUAAAGUGAAAAGAGCAUGUUUUUUGGGUCUUUGUGGCACUCUGUCCAGUUUCCACACAUGCUUUUUCAGCAGUUAUACCUCCUGCGUAACAGUGCAACUACCUCAUACUCAAUACUAUUAAAACUUAAGCCACAAGCUAUGGCUCUGCCUCUGACUGUGAAUGAUAUAAACUGUUGCCAAACUACUACAAACAUGUCUUGUUUUAUAUCAGUUAGUAGAUGAAUCCUAGUGAUUGUGGAUGGGGGCUGGGUUAUAUAGGUC